Messenger RNA from Equus caballus (horse), 5266 nucleotides. RefSeq names its product retinoid X receptor alpha (gene RXRA). Gene Ontology annotation, molecular function: zinc ion binding; retinoic acid-responsive element binding; nuclear receptor activity. Gene Ontology annotation, biological process: anatomical structure development; retinoic acid receptor signaling pathway; response to retinoic acid. The record is from RefSeq and is a predicted model, not a curated record. Lineage: Eukaryota; Metazoa; Chordata; Mammalia; Perissodactyla; Equidae. Gene Ontology annotation, cellular component: nucleus.
GGCUGCCCAGGGUGCCGGCUGAGGUCGUGACGUUGGGGCAGGGUGACAUUACUCUGGGCCCACGUGGUCCUGUGACCUACCCGUCUUACGAGGUCAGGCGGCUUCAGAGUAAGGCCGGAUUUGCACCCAAGCCGCUGCUGUCCUCGGGGCCGGAAGGAAGGGGGUGAGGCGGAGGCAGACUUCUCCAGCCAGGUGAACUCCUCGUCCCUCAGCUCUCCCACGGGCCGUGGCUCCAUGGCCGCCCCCUCGCUGCACCCCUCCCUAGGGCCUGGCAUGGGCUCCUCGCUCGGCUCCCCCGGACAGCUGCACUCGCCCAUCAGCUCCUUGAGCUCGCCCAUCAACGGCAUGGGCCCGCCCUUCUCCGUCAUCAGCUCCCCCAUGGGCCCCCACUCCAUGUCCGUGCCCACCACACCUACCCUGGGCUUCGGCACUGGCAGCCCCCAGCUCAACUCGCCCAUGAACCCCGUCAGCAGCAGCGAGGACAUCAAGCCCCCGCUGGGCCUGAACGGCGUCCUCAAGGUCCCGGCCCACCCCUCAGGGAACAUGGCAUCCUUCACCAAGCACAUCUGUGCCAUCUGCGGGGACCGCUCCUCAGGCAAGCACUACGGGGUGUACAGCUGCGAGGGCUGCAAGGGCUUCUUCAAGCGGACGGUGCGCAAGGACCUGACCUACACCUGCCGGGACAACAAGGACUGUCUGAUCGACAAGCGGCAGCGCAACCGCUGCCAGUACUGCCGCUACCAGAAGUGCCUGGCCAUGGGCAUGAAGCGGGAAGCCGUGCAGGAGGAGCGGCAGCGGGGCAAGGACAGGAAUGAGAAUGAGGUGGAGUCCACGAGCAGCGCAAACGAGGACAUGCCGGUGGAGAAGAUCCUAGAGGCUGAGCUGGCUGUGGAGCCCAAGACUGAGGCAUACGUGGAGGCGAACGUGGGGCUGAACCCCAGCUCGCCCAACGACCCUGUCACCAACAUCUGCCAGGCAGCGGACAAGCAGCUCUUCACCCUGGUGGAGUGGGCCAAGCGGAUCCCGCACUUCUCCGAGCUGCCCCUGGACGACCAGGUCAUCCUGCUGCGGGCAGGCUGGAACGAGCUGCUCAUCGCCUCCUUCUCCCACCGGUCCAUAGCUGUGAAGGACGGGAUCCUGCUCGCCACCGGGCUGCACGUGCACCGGAACAGCGCCCACAGCGCGGGGGUGGGCGCCAUCUUCGACAGGGUGCUGACGGAGCUUGUGUCCAAGAUGCGCGACAUGCAGAUGGACAAGACGGAGCUGGGCUGCCUGCGUGCCAUCGUCCUCUUCAACCCGGACUCCAAGGGGCUCUCGAACCCGGCCGAGGUGGAGGCCCUGCGGGAGAAGGUCUACGCGUCCCUGGAGGCCUACUGCAAACACAAGUACCCCGAGCAGCCGGGAAGGUUCGCCAAGCUGCUGCUGCGCCUGCCUGCCCUGCGCUCCAUCGGCCUCAAGUGCCUGGAACAUCUCUUCUUCUUCAAGCUCAUUGGGGACACGCCCAUCGACACCUUCCUCAUGGAGAUGCUGGAAGCCCCGCACCAAAUGACUUAGGCCUGCUCGCCCGUCCUUCGUGCCCACCAGUCCGGCCACCCUGCCUGGCCGCCAGCUGCUCUUCUCAGCCGAGCCCCGUCCCCGCCCCUUCUCUGCCUGUUUGGAUUUUGGGGCGCAGCCUGUCACUGCUAAGCCUAAGAGAUAUGUUGCCACCUGCGUUAUUUUUAAUACUGCUCACAUUUGGACCUGGGCAGUGGCUUCCCGGGCGGUGGCCAGAGUGGCCGGAACUGGUGUGAGCCCAAGCUGGCCCAUCAGGCUUUCCCCAGGGGAGCUGGGGCGGCUCCCGGAGACCCCCACACCUGGAGCCGCUGCUGGGGAGGGCGGCGUUGUUUUGGUCAUGUGUCGCUGGCUUUUGGAAUCUCCUGGGUGGUCCUCCUCGGUUUGGAGUGCCCCCUCUUGGCUCCUGUCAGUGCUGGUGCCCGGCCAGCUUGGCCCCACCCAGGAUCAGGAGGAGGGGACAGACUCGGGGGGGCACUGAUGUUUCAUUGCCGAAGACCCCAUGUGCCCUCCGGGAAGACAAGACGGCCUCUGGGGCAAGCAGGCUUCCCUGCCUUCAGAGUGGAGGGUGAGCACCUUUUUCCAAAGAUGACUUGUGAUUUCGUCCCCAAGCCAAUCAGAAUGGGAGCCGACUUCUGUGCAGGGUUUGGGGUCACCCAUCCACCCCUCCCGCCUUGGUUUUCUCUGUGCAUCUUCCUGGUUUCAGCUUCUUCCCCUGUGCAGUCCUGUCCAACCCAGGGCAACCACACAGCAGUGCCACCCUCUCCUCAAACCCACAUUUUCUCUUAGUCUAUAAGGAGGGCCAAGGCUAGCCCCUGGUUCCUAGAGGGCUAGCCCAGACACGGGCCCUGCUGAGCUCUCAUGGGCAGAGGUCGCCACCCGGGAGGUCCCAGGGAUGACAGGGGAGGAGGACGGCUCCCUAGAGGGUCUUCGAGCAGCUGUGCAUUUUCGGGGGGAGGCAGGAGGCCCACGGGAGGCAUUGAAACCAGAGGGCCUUGCGGGCCGUCAGCCAGGCAGGGAGGGGCGGCGGGGGCCUGCGUCCUGCAGUCUGCUGGUAGAGGGGCCUCUUCUCUGGCUGUGUUCUGUCUAGAAGGCGUGGAAUUGGGGAACUUCGAGUGCCGGCGUCCUCAGGCUGGCGCUAGAUGCCCCUUGGGAACAGCCAGCCCGCUGUCUUGCACGCAGCCUUACGUGGGGGCUCCAUCUGACAUCUGCCCUGGUGCGAGGCUCCCCGUGCAGCCCAGCCCCCGCCUGUGCUGCGUUGCCACCAACCUGGGUGCGCACUCACGCGCUGGGCUGGGGUCCCUCAGGUGGAGCCGGCCCCUCUCACACUGCAGCGCCCUCCUUCUGGUCUGAGUCCUUUCCCUGUUCCUGCCUCGCACCCCACGAACCCCGUGUUUGUCAGUAGUAGGGCCUGGACGGGGACGGUAGGAGUGGGCUGUGCGGGAGGGGUCCUGUCUCGUCAGCCCCUGAGGGAUGCUCGGGAAUGCCGUCUCCCUCCUGCUGUCCCCCUGCAGCUCAGGAGCUGCCUUCCCCAAAGUUGGCUUCCCUAGAUGGCACAGGGUCGCCUGGGCUGGGCCUGGAGAGCCGCCUCCAGGCCUCCGUGGGGAAGAAAGUGGCCAUUCUUCUCCCAGAGUCCCUGGCCUGAGUGAGCACGGAUACCUGGGCAGAGGCUGUGGACCACUCCACCGAUGCCUCCUUCCACCCCGCCCCAACGCGGCAGCCGUGGAGGGCAUCCCUGCCAUGUGGGCACUCCCCCGACCCCCUUCAGGGCCUGCCCAGCUCCCCCUGCUCCCAGACUCUACCUGGAAGCCGUGGUGGCCUGUGGGGCGUGGUCGUCACAGGCAGAGUGACGCUGGCACCCGGGGUCUUCUUCUUGGGGUCCCCCGAUUUGUGGGAACCUUAGACUGCCCCCACGCAACACCCCUGGUGCCUUUUGCAGCCUGGCGCGCCCCAUCGUCCACGCCCAGUCCCUUCCGCUGCCCCAGCCCUUGGGAACAUGGGGGCCCUCUCCUGGGGUCAGCUGCUUCUUGGGAACUUGGCUGUCACCGGCCCUGGCUGGCUGUCCAGAAAGCACUGAGGCCCCAGGCCACAGCCUCCCGAAGCCAGACCCCCUCCCCACGCCCCCCUCCCCACCGCCCACAGGCCCACGCAGCCUCCCGCAGCUGCCUGCCCCCGGCCUCUUGGGCCUUCGGGGCUGUCCUCUCUCCUUGUCAGUCCGCUGUCAUCAUUGUCGUGUGUCCAGUGCUGUUUGUUUGAGGGGGUUACACGUUGGGGAGGGCCCCUUGCUCAGUGGAGAGGGUGAGUAACCAGGCCUUCAGUAGUAGUUCCAAUCUGGUUCGAUUAAGGUGAUUUUUUGUAAUUAUUAUUAUUAUUAUCAUUAUUUUGGUGGGACAAUCUUUAAUUUUCUAAAGAUAGCACUAACAUCAGCUCGUUAGCCACCCUUCCCUGCCUUGGCCUGGCUGGACGCUUCCUGGGCCCUGGGCUGCCAGUGCGUCUGACAUGUUCCUCGGCGUCACCUCCUGCUUUGACAUCCAGACGGGGCUUCCAGGCCCAGGAGUGAAGAUGACCACACCCCCUGCAGAAGGGGUCGGCAAAGCCAUGCUCUGGCUUGCCCCCUGACAGGUAUCUCCUUGGAAGCUGGCCUGCCCAGGAUGUUCAGCCAGCUGGCCUCGUCACCUAGAAGCAUGCGGUCUCUGGGGGAAGACGGCCCCACACCCUCGGUUUUCCAAGUCCCGACGUUCCCAAAGGAUUUAGGCUGGCAGGCAGGCGGCAGGUGCUGGAGACCACGCCGGAGCCCCUCCUCCGUGGGGGCCCAGGAGGGCCAGCCAGCCGUGCAGCCGGUGGGUAACCCGCUGAUGUUGUCCCCAUCAUGGAAUUAGGCGCGUGGCCUGGUCCCUGCCCACGCAGGUGUGGUGUAACACGUCUGUGCUGCACAGAGAGGAGCUGCGUGGAGCCGCACGCCGUCGGCAGCACUCGCGUAGCAGUUACCAACGUUCUGUGUUUGUUUUUAACCAAGACUUUUCCCCCCAUUUUCCUGUAAAUUUGCUUCAUGUAAGCAAGUAUAUAAGGACCCCACCUUUGGUGAAAUCCGGGUUCGAAUGAAUAUCUCCAGGCCAGGGGAUGCAUCUAUUUUAAGAUGCUUUGGAGCAGACAGCUUUUGCAGUUCCUAGUCCUUAGCAAUGCCUUAGCUGGCCGCGUAGCUCACAUUAGAGAGGAUGACAAAGACAUACAGAGAGUAAAGAUAAGAAAAUGUCUAAAGCAUCGGGAAAGGUAAAAAAAAAAUCUAUUUUUGUACAGACGUAAUUUUAUCCCUCGUGUAUACUUGGGUGAUACGGCGGGGGGGCUUGUUUUGUUUCUGCUUCCAGAGUCCGGGUGAAAGCUCGAAGUGACGGGCGGGCGGAGGCGGCCAGGGGAGGGAGGGCCGGGCGCGGGCUGGGCGGCCGCUGCCGGGAGACCCUUCCCUGUGGGCCGGGUGGGCCUGAGCCUCCUAGGGUCUUCUUCCCCUGUCGGGUCCUCGUUACAGCCUCGCUCUGCUUUGCCCCCGGCGUCAGCCGGCCUUCCCGCGUCCCGUCUGACUGUGAAACGCCUUCCGCACGUGGCGGUUCUCUGAGACAGCGCGGCCCGGGCCGGCAUGGACGGACAGUGGGCUGAGGAGUGUGGGGAGGAGAAAGCCGUGAGAGGAGAAACAAGCAAAACAUGAGCGUUUAAAAAUACA